GACACGGCCAGAGCACUGAGAGAUAUCAGGUAUUGAUGUAACUGGAGUGAAUAAGGGAACCUUCUUCCUGAGCACAGACAUUGGAGCCUGUUAUCAGCAUGAACUCAGAUGUGCUAGACAAACACGUGAAUAGUUCAUAUCCAUCCUUCACUACAGGAAGCAUCAGAAUGAUACUGCAAACUCCAAAAAUCUUAGACACUAAUGUUUAUUCACAAACAUUGGGGAUAUCACAGCAGAUAUUUAAAGAUGAUGAUGAAUUGGCAGGAACAGGGAAGCAAUCAUUAUGUACAGAGAGUAAUUUAGUCAUCAAACAAGAGGACAAUAUUUAUGACUUAUCUAGUGAAAUGAUUAUCCCAGAAGAUAAACCACACACAUUUACUGAGUUUUCAAAAUAUAUUAAAGAAGGGAAAAGUCUUCAGUCUAACCAAAUGAUUCAUACAAAGGAGAAACUUUUCAAAUCUACAGAAUGUGAGAAAAGCUUUAGAUUGAAGUCUCAUCUACUAGAACACUGCAAAAUACACACUGGUAAGAAGCCAUACACAUGUACAGAGUGCGGCAAAUGUUUUACACGAAAGAGUGAGCUGAAAACUCAUGAAAGGAUUCACACAGGGGAAAAGCCUUUCACAUGUACAGAGUGUGGGAAAUGUUUUACACGAAUAAAUAGACUGAAAACUCAUGAAAGGAUUCACACAGGGGAAAAGCCUUUCACAUGUACAGAGUGUGGGAAAUGUUUUACACACAAAAGUUAUCUGAAAACUCAUGAAAGGAGUCACACAGGAGAAAAGCCUUUCACAUGUACAGAGUGUGGAAAAAGUUUUACAGAAAAAUGUAGUCUGAAAACUCAUGAAAGGAUUCACACAGGAGAAAAGCCUUUCACAUGUACAGAGUGUGGGAAAUGUUUUACACAAAUAAAUAGACUGAAAACUCAUGAAAUGAUUCACACAGGGGAAAAGCCUUUCACAUGUACAGAGUGUGGGAAAUGUUUUACACAAAAAAGUUAUCUGAAAACUCAUGAAAGGAGUCACACAGGAGAAAAGCCUUUCACAUGUACAGAGUGUGGAAAAAGUUUUACAAAUAAAAGUAAUCUGAAAACUCAUGAAAGGAGUCACACAGGAGAAAAGCCUUUCACAUGUACAGAGUGUGGGGAAUGUUUUACACAAAAAAGUAAUCUGAAAACUCAUGAAAGUAGUCACACAGGAGAAAAGCCUUUCACAUGUACAGAGUGUGGAAAAAGUUUUACAGAAAAAAGUAGUCUGAAAACUCAUGAAAGGAGUCACACAGGAGAAAAGCCUUUCACAUGUACAGAGUGUGGGAAAUGUUUUACACAAAUAAAUAAACUGAAAACUCAUGAAAGGAGUCACACAGGAGAAAAGCCUUUCAGAUGUACAGAGUGUGGAAAAAGUUUUACAGAUAAAAGUAAUCUGAAAAAUCAUGAAAGGAGUCACACAGGAGAAAAGCCUUUCACAUGUACAGAGUGUGGGAAAUGUUUUACACAAAUAAAUAGACUGAAAACUCAUGAAAGGAGUCACACAGGAGAAAAGCCUUUCACAUGUACAAAGUGUGGGAAAAGUUUUACAGAAAAGAGUAAUCUGAAAAAUCAUGAAAGGAUUCACACAGGAGAAAAGCCGUUCACAUGUACAGAGUGUGGAAAAGGUUUUACACUAAAGAGUGAUCUCAAAAAGCAUGAAAGGAUUCACACAGGAGAAAAGCCGUUCACAUGUACAGAGUGUGGAAAAAGUUUUACACGAAUAGAUAAUCUGAAAAAACACCACAAAAUACACACAGGUGAGAAACCACACACUUGUACUGAGUGCGGCAAAUGUUUUACACGAAAGAGUGAGCUGAAAAAUCAUGAAAGGAUUCACACAGGGGAAAAGCCUUUCACAUGUACAGAGUGUGGAAAAAGUUUUACACAAAAGAGUGAACUGAAAUAUCAUGAGAGGAUUCACACAGGAGAAAAGCCUUUCACAUGUACAGAGUGUGGGAAAUGUUUUACAGAGAAGAGUAAUCUGAAGAAGCAUGAAAGGAUUCACACAGGAGAAAAGCUGUUCACAUGUACAGAGUGUGGAAAAAGUUUUACACAAAAGAGUGAACUGAAAUAUCAUGAGAGGAUUCACACAGGAGAAAAGCCUUUCACAUGUACAGAGUGUGGGAAAUGUUUUACACAAAAGAGUGAACUGAAAUAUCAUGAAAGGAUUCACACAGGGGAAAGUCUUUUCACAUGUACAGAGUGUGGAAAAUGUGUUACACAAAAGAGUGAACUGAAAUAUCAUGAGAUGAUUCACACAGGAGAAAAGCCUUUCACAUGUACAGAGUGUGGAAAAAGUUAUAUACUAAAGAGUCAUCUGAAAAGUCAUAAAAGGAUUCACACAGGAGAAAAGCCUUUCACAUGUACAGAGUGUGGAAAAAGUUUUACACAAAUAACUAGUCUGAAAAGUCAUGAAAGGAUUCACACAGGAGAAAAGCCUUUCACAUGUACAGAGUGUGGAAAAAGUUUUACACAAAUAACUAGUCUGAAAAGUCAUGAAAGGAUUCACACAGGAGAAAAGCCGUUCACAUGUAUAGAGUGUGGAAAAAGUUUUACAGGAUUGAGUACUCUGAAAUCUCAUGAAAGGAUUCACACAGGGGAAAAGCCUUUCACAUGUACAGAGUGUGGAAAAAGUUUUACACAUAAGGGUAAUCUGAAAUCUCAUGAAAGGAUUCACACAGGAGAAAAGCCUUUCACAUGUACAGAGUGUGGAAAAAGUUUUAGACGAAUGAGUACUCUGAAAUUUCAUGAAAGGAUUCACACAGGAGAAAAACCUUUCACAUGUACAGAGUGUGGAAAAAGUUUUACACAAAUAAAUUGUCUGAAAACUCAUGAAAUGAAUCACACAGGAGAAAAGCCAUUCACAUGUACAGAAUGUGGAAAAAGUUUUACACGAAUAGAUAGUCUGAAAAGUCAUGAAAUGAGUCACACAGGAGAAAAGCCGUUUACAUGUACAGAGUGUGGAAAAAGUUUUACACUAAAGAGUGAUCUGAAAAAGCAUGAAAGGAUUCACACUGGAGAAAAGCCAUUCACAUGUACAGAGUGUGGAAAAAGUUUUACACUAAAGAGUGAUCUGAAAAAGCAUGAAAGGAUUCACAAGGGAAGAAACCUUUCACAUGUUAUCCUAAUUGCCUUGCGAGAAUUGUCUCGCACUAUGGACCUCCAUCAGAUGUCCCUCCUAUCCGAGCUGAAAGCAGUUAUGGCUCCGCUUCAGAUUGCACUACCUACGGAGGAAGCUUUCUGUGUGAUUGACAGGCCUAUUCCGGUCUCAUUACCUUGCCGUACAGACCCAGCCCUAGCUUCUGUGGAGCGACAUAUGCCUGCAGUUCAGAACAUGGAGCCGCAGAUACUAGAACGGAACACCACACGCCAGUUGAGUGCUAUACCUGACUUGCAGCGGACCAGUGCGGUGCUGGCUGCCCCAUUGGGAGAUCCCCCUUCAGAUGCCGAGUUCAUGCUAGGUGAGAAAGGCAUACUGGGACCGCAGCAGAGUCCCGGACCCUUGGGACCCACGGCUCCUCAGAUAAAUACCGAAGAUACGCCUAUCUAUAAGUGUGGAGAGGCUGGAAGCAUUGCUCCGUACACCGGAGUAACAGACACCACUAGCGCACAAGAGGACAAGCUGUAUCGGCGGAGCAUGGAAAUUAGUGGCUUGAGUCUGAUAGCGCUGUUGCUUUGCUACACAGGACCCUCUAGAGUGUCUCCUCAGAUCCCGGAAAGAAUUUCUUGUGAGCUCUUACUAAAGAUGGUGAAAAUAGGCGUGGGAAAAGGAGCCAAAGGAGACAAAAGCCUAAAAUCCUUAUCAGUAGAUACCUUCUUCAAAGCCUCUAAGAUCUCCAAAACUCAAGAAGCUGCCCAGGCGGAAAUUGAGGAAGACACGGAUUCAGAAAAUGAAGAGGAAAUUACAGAUCUAACCCCCGCAACUAAAGCAAACUUGCAGGGCCUGGUAUCCAAACAAGAUAUAGCUUCUAAUUUUGAGAAACUGUGGGAGAAGAUGGAUAGCUUUCAAACUACAGUCACUAAUAGUCUUACGGACAUUAAAACAGAGAUACUAGAGCUGGGCACCCGAGUAGACUCCUUAGAAACAGCCACAGAGGAAAUGGGGGAGGAAAUCACAACGGUCUCCCAAACUCUUGACUCACACGGCCAACACAUACAAGAUCUAGAAGAAAAAAUUGAAGAUUUGGAAAACCGGAGCAGACGCUCCAACAUCAGGCUCAAAGGUAUCCCUGAAUCAAUCGGAGCAGAAGAUCUACACAGUUAUCUCCAGCAAUUAUUUCAUGCUAUACUGGGAGGGCCGAUGGACUCUGAGUGCCCAAUAGAAAGAGCACACAGAGCCCUUAAAGCAAAACCCAAACCAGAGCAACCACCAAGAGACGUUAUUGUUAAGCUCUUACGGUUCCCUGAUAGAGAAAAGAUUCUACUGGCUGCCAGAAGCAACCCCACAUUCAAGUUCCAGGGCAAUAUUAUCCAGUUUUUCCAGGACCUUUGCAUUAAAACACUACAGAAAAGAUACGCACUGAAACCUCUCACUCUUCUCCUAAGGAAAAAUAAUAUCCCUUACAGAUGGGGCUUCCCCUUUGCGCUGCAAGUGAUGCGAAAUGGCAAAAUGCUUACUAUUAAAGCCACUGAGGAGAUCCCAGAAAUCUGCAAGUCCCUGGACUUGGAACCACCGGUCAUCUUGGGGGAGGAUUCGACAUCUACCUCUUCUGCUGUAUUGUCGCUAAAGGCGAAACCCCAAAGACCAAAAUGGAAAAAGUCUAAGAAAAAACAGAGACAGAGGAGUUUUGCUAAGAAUAUUCUAGACACCUUAGCUCAACACACACUACAGGACACAUGGCAAACACGACAUGGUGGGCUAGGAGACACUACAUUUUAUUCAGUACCACACGACAGCUAUUCAAAAAUAGACUACGUAUUUACUAGCCAGAUACUGCAACCAGCAAUACAUUCAUUAGAUAUUCACCCAUGUGUCUGGUCAGAUCACUCUCUGUCAGUGCUCACUCUAGGAGACUUAGCAGACCCUAAGAGAACUAGGACAUGGACAUACGAUGCGACUAGCACUAAACACCCGCCCGUUAAGAGCAGAAUUUUACAUAGCCUACAAGAAUAUUGGAAAAUUAAUGUUGGGACUACAGCAAACACUGCUAUACCCUGGGUGGCCCAUAAGGCGGUGAUAAGAGGGAUCCUAAUUAAAGAAAAGGCAUUACAUAACAAAAAGUACAACGACCUUAUUAAUCAACUAAACACAGAAAUUGCCACAUUAGAAAAGCUACACAAGUCAAACCACUCUGGAGCCACACUCACCAAGCUAGUUGAAAAAAAGCAAACUCUACAAUCUCUGCUGAAUGGGCACUCCAUAAAAGCUGCACAUAGACUAAAGACGAACUAUUUUAUCUUUGCCAACAAACCCGACAAAUAUCUAGCAAAAAAACUUAGAGACAACUACCAAUCUCUUUCUAUUCCAUGCAUUCAGACACCGACAGGCCAGACCACGACUCAUCCACAGGACAUUGUUGACACGUUUGCCAAAUUUUACCAGACAUUAUAUGAUGGCACGAAAGUGCAGCAUAACCCAGAGACGAAAGAGGCUUUUAACUCCUUUAUGGAUAGGGCAGGCUUGCCAGUGAUAACUGAAGGAGAUAGAAUUAAUCUUAAUGCUGAGAUCACAAGAGCUGAGGUGAUAGCGGCUAUAAAAGACCUUAGACCUGGCAAAGCCCCGGGACCUGAUGGAUUCCCGGGGGAGUACUAUAAGGCGUUUAGGGAAGUCCUGGUGCCACACUUGAUAACAUUUGCAAAUCAUAUUAUGGAAGGGAGACCGAUACCAGAAGAACUCCUUAGAGCCAAAAUUGUGGUAAUACCAAAACAGGGGAAAAACUCUAAAUUAUGUAGCAGCUACAGGCCUAUCUCCCUUAUCAAUCAAGAUGUUAAGAUCGUGACAAAAAUCCUGGCCAACCGACUCAAACAUAUCCUACCGGGUAUUAUCCACCCUGACCAAUAUGUAGACAAACACGUGAAUAGUUCAUAUCCAUCCUUCACUACAGGAAGCAUCAGAAUGAUACCGCAAACUCCAAAAAUCUUAGACACUAAUGACUAUUCACAAACAUUGGGGAUAUCACAGCAGAUAUUUAAAGAUGAUGAUGAAUUGGCAGGAACUGGGAAGCAAUCAUUAUGUACAGAGAGUAAUUUAGUCAUCAAACAAGAGGACAUUUAUGACUUAUCUAGUGAAAUGAUUAUCCCAGAAGAUAAACCACACAUAUGUACUGAGUUUUCAAAAUAUAUUAAAGAAGGGAAAAGUCUACAGUCUAACCAAAUGAUUCAUACAAAGGAGAAACCUUUCAAAUCUACAGAAUGUGAGAAAAGCUUUAGAUGGAAGUCUCAUCUACUAGAACACCACAAACCACACAGUUGUACUGAGUGCGGCAAAUUUUUUACACAAAAGAGUGAGCUGAAAAUUCAUGAAAGGAUUCACACAGGAGAAAAGCCUUUCACAUGUACAGAGUGUGGAAAAAGUUUUACAAAUAUGAGUAAUCUGAAAAAGCAUGAAAGGAUUCACACAGGAGAAAAGCCUUUCACAUGUACAGAGUGUGGAAAAUGUUUUACAGAAAAGAGUAAACUUAAAAAUCAUGAAAGGAUUCACACAGGGGAAAAGCCUUUCACAUGUACAGAGUGUGGAAAACAUUUUACAGAGAAGAGUGAUCUGAAAAAGCAUGAAAGGAUUCACACAGGAGAAAAGCCUUUCACAUGUACAGAGUGUGGAAAAAGUUUUACAAAUAUGAGUAAUCUGAAAAAGCAUGAAAGGAUUCACACAGGAGAAAAGCCUUUCACAUGUACAGAGUGUGGAAAAUGUUUUACAGAAAAGAGUAAACUUAAAAAUCAUGAAAGGAUUCACACAGGGGAAAAGCCUUUCACAUGUACAGAGUGUGGAAAAAGUUUUACAGAGAAGAGUGAUCUGAAAAAGCAUGAAAGGAUUCACACAGGGGAAAAGCCUUUCACAUGUACAGAGUGUGGAAAAAGUUUUACAAAGAAGAGUAGUCUGAAAACUCAUGAAAGGAUUCACACAGGGGAAAAACCUUUCACAUGUACAGAGUGUGGAAAAAGUUUUACACAAAUAAAUAUUCUGAAAACUCAUGAAAGGAUUCACACCGGGGAAAAACCUUUCACAUGUACAGAGUGUGGAAAAAGUUUUACACAAAUAAAUAGUCUGAAAACUCAUGAAAGGAUUCACACAGGAGAAAAGCCGUUCACAUGUACAAAGUGUGGAAUAAGUUUUACAGAAAAAAGUAAGCUGAAAACUCAUGAAAGGAGUCACACAGGAGAAAAGCCGUUCACAUGUACAGAGUGUGGAAAAAGUUUUAUACAAAAAAUUAAACUGAAAUAUCAUGAAAGGAUUCACACAGGGGAAAAGCCUUUCACAUGUACAGAGUGUGGAAAAAGUUUUAUACAAAAAAUUAAACUGAAAUAUCAUGAAAGGAUUCACACAGGGGAAAAGCCUUUCACAUGUACAGAGUGUGGAAAAAGUUUUAAUGAAAAAAGUAAUCUGAAAACUCAUGAAAGGAGUCACACAGGAGAAAAUCCUUUCACAUGUACAGAGUGUGGAAAAAGUUUUACACUAAAGAGUCAUCUGAAAACUCAUGAAAGGAGUCACACAGGGGAAAAGCCUUUCACAUGUACAGAGUGUGGAAAAUGUUUUACACGAAAGAGUGACCUGAAAUAUCAUGAGAGGAUUCACACAGGAGAAAAGCCUUUCACAUGUACAGAGUGUGGAAAAAGUUAUAUACUAAAGAGUCAUCUGAAAAGUCAUGAAAGGAUUCACACAGGAGAAAAGCCUUUCACAUGUACAGAGUGUGGAAAAAGUUUUCCACAUAAGAGUAAUCUGAAAACUCAUAAAAGGAUUCACACAGGAGAAAAGCCUUUCACAUGUACAGAGUGUGGAGGAAGUUUUACACAAAUAGUUGGUCUGAAAAUUCAUGAAAGGAUUCACACAGGAGAAAAGCCUUUCACAUGUACAGAGUGUGGAAAAUGUUUUACAGAAAAGUGUAAACUUAAAAAUCAUGAAAGGAUUCACACAGGAGAAAAGCCUUUCACGUGUACAGAGUGUGGAAAAAGUUUUACAGAAAAGAGUGAUCUGAAAAAGCAUGAAAGGAUUCACACAGGGGAAAAUCCUUUCACAUGUACAGAGUGUGGAAAAAGUUUUACAGAAAAGAGUUCUCUGAAAACUCAUGAAAGGAUUCACACAGGAGAAAAGCCGUUCACAUGUACAGAGUGUGGAAAAAGUUUUACACGAAUAGAUAGUCUGAAAAUUCAUGAAAGGAUUCACAAGGGAAGAAACCUUUCACAUGUUUAGAAAGUAGGGUUGCCACCUUUUGCCCAGCCGAUUUCCUGACACUUUGCAAAUGGCCGUGGUUGAGGGUGUGGCCUUAAAAUAUAUUUUACCAUUUUUUGGUCUGCCAGUAAAA
This is a messenger RNA of Bombina bombina (fire-bellied toad), 8487 nucleotides long. RefSeq lists its product as uncharacterized. Gene Ontology annotation, molecular function: DNA-binding transcription factor activity; RNA polymerase II cis-regulatory region sequence-specific DNA binding. Bases 99 to 8375 code for a protein of 2758 amino acids. NCBI's taxonomy places the organism in Eukaryota, Metazoa, Chordata, Amphibia, Anura, Bombinatoridae. The transcript is spliced from 7 exons. The record is from RefSeq and is a predicted model, not a curated record. Gene Ontology annotation, biological process: regulation of transcription by RNA polymerase II.